Neurospora hispaniola is the source of this 714-nucleotide messenger RNA. RefSeq lists its product as uncharacterized. The record is from RefSeq and is a predicted model, not a curated record. The transcript is spliced from 2 exons. Lineage: Eukaryota; Fungi; Ascomycota; Sordariomycetes; Sordariales; Sordariaceae. Bases 211 to 669 code for a protein of 152 amino acids.
AAUCAUCGCCUUGGCAAUGAGGUGGCUUGUAGAGUGGACGGCGCUUGAUUUGGGCGAAGCGCAGAGGAUUCGCGCCUGGCCUCUAUCUCCUCACCUGCAACUGACCAAUCAACCAUUACGCACUAUACCCAACAAGAUUGAAUGAAAGAUCGGAAUGCGGACGAUAAAGGCUUUUCUUAGGCGCUUGUGCUCUAUAAGCGGGUCGCCAGCAUGAAGCAAUCGAACGAGAUGCAGUUGAGAUGUGUUGCCGUAAAGGUCACUAUGGUAGUCUGUCUCACCGUGCUCGGAAUCCGGGAUCCUGACAAGUUAAGUUGUAGUGUAAUAAAUGACGUCUUGUGCUUACAGAAUGUCUUAGGAAAACCUCGAGUACAUAUGAAUAAAGAACCAGACCAACAUUUCGAGACUGUUUCACUUUUCAUCUACCCUGGUUCUGUUACUACCAACAUACCCGACUUCCCGUCAAGGCCAGAUGAAAUCAUCACUACGAGUGUAAGAACUCUGUUCCCAGCAGCGCACCGCUGGGUCGAACCAAGACCAAACCCCUAUUAUUCGGCUUGGUAUCCGGGGACUACUACUACACAAGACGAGAUGUCUUUCGAAUUGUCCCAAACCCUUCAAGUAUUGAAUGGAAGGUUGCGUACGGAUCCGAAAGACGUCAGCAAGAUCUAAUACAGUGUAUUUUACUUGGCAAAAGCAUAUUUACAGUCUCAAAAU